This is a messenger RNA of Trichogramma pretiosum, 1601 nucleotides long. RefSeq names its product voltage-dependent anion-selective channel-like. Bases 138 to 989 code for a protein of 283 amino acids. Gene Ontology annotation, molecular function: voltage-gated monoatomic anion channel activity. The transcript is spliced from 6 exons. Gene Ontology annotation, cellular component: mitochondrial outer membrane. Lineage: Eukaryota; Metazoa; Arthropoda; Insecta; Hymenoptera; Trichogrammatidae. Gene Ontology annotation, biological process: monoatomic anion transmembrane transport. The record is from RefSeq and is a predicted model, not a curated record.
GCUGAUUUCAGUUGCUCGAGAUCGUGUCACGCGACGUUACAACAUAUAUCUCAUAACCGACGACGUCUUCAUCGCGAGGACUCUACCGUAAUAAAUUCGCCGACUUGAGCAAAUCCAACCACAGAAUCUUAUAGAAAAUGGCUCCACCUACGUAUGGCGAUCUCGGCAAGAAUGCCCGCGACGUUUUCGGCAAGGGAUACCACUUUGGCCUGCUGAAGCUCGACGUCAAGACCAAGACAGACUCCGGCGUCGAGUUCUCGUCCGGUGGCGUCUCCAACCAGGACACCGGCAAGGUCUUUGGCACCUUGGAGAGCAAGUACAAGAUCAAGGAGUACGGUCUGACCUUCGUCGAGAAAUGGAACACAGACAAUACCCUGGGAGCCGACAUCACCCUCGCCGACAAGCCUCUCCAGGGCUUGACCAUCGGUUACAGUUCCACCUUCUCCCCUCAGACUGGUAACAAAACUGGUAAAUUGAAGACCACAUACAAACAUGAGAACAUUGCUGCCACUGCAGAUUUUGAUCUCAGCCUCUCAGCUGGCCCUCUAAUCAACGCCUCUGCUGUAGUUGGAUACCAAAGUUGGUUGGCUGGUUACCAGGUUGGUUUUGAUUCUCAAACCAGCAAAAUCACCAAGAACAACUUUGCUCUUGGUUUCAAUGCUUCUGAUUUCCAUCUUCACACAUCUGUUGAUAACGGACGUGAAUUUGGAGGAUCUAUCCAUCACAAAAUCAAGCCUGAUUUGGAGGGAGCUAUUAACCUUGCUUGGAACUCUAGCAACAAUGUCACACAAUUCGGUCUUGGUACCAAGUAUGAUCUUGAUCGCGAUGUGAGUGUAAGAGCUAAGAUCAAUUCUCAACUGCAAAUUGGUUUGGGAUACCAGCAAAAAUUGCACAGUGGUGUAUCGCUCACUCUGUCUGCAAACAUUGAUGGCAAGAACUUUGGAUCUGGUGGACACAAAGUUGGUUUUGCUCUUGAAUUGGAGGCUUAAAUUUCCAAGUCAAAGUGAAUCCUGCCCCUUUAAAAAAAUACUUCAUUACACUGUCUUGCGUCAUAAUGACCAAGUCACGGUUACAAGCUUCAAACCGAUUUUUGCCUGUAAUGUAAUGUAGGUAGACAUGCCCUAGAUGGGUCACUCGAACUUUAACGCAUCUUGUUUUACGAGACAUUAUUGUCAAUUGUUUACACAGCCUACGAUUUUAAAUAUGUAAUUAAAACAUUCAGCGCAAGACGUGACGCAAAUAAAAUAAUUCAUUUAAGAAUCAAAAGAGCUCUGUAUUAAGUGGCUGUAAAAAGCAUUGUGUUUGUUAAAUUUUAAGACAACAACCUCAUCUUGAAUUCUAAGUUAAGUAAAAACGUGACGUUAAAACAAAAAUAGUAUGAAUUAAUAUGGAUAAAUCCAUGAUGAAAUAAUAAUAAAUGAAGUUAUAACGAAACUGGAACUGAACACGUUUUACUUUCACUCAAAAUUUUUAAUACAUUUAUGUUAAUUUUUUAUGUAGUUUAUAGUUUUUAUAGUAUUUCACUGUAUUUAUACGUAUCGUAUUACAUCAUUCACUAGCUUUUUCUGGCAGGUGUGUCAAUAAAGAAGAACAUGGUUAAA